AUGACUUACGAUUCCAUAUCUGUACAAUCGCAUUCCCAACUUACAGCCAUUGUAAGGAGAACUACUCAAAACAUCAAAGGGUGGUAUUUCUAUUGUUUCUCUAGCGAACCCUUCGCAGUCUCCGCGGUAGCAACAUACAUCCCAUUACUUCUAGAACAAUUUGCAAGAUUAAAUGGUGUCCAAGUAGUUGAUCACACGCUCCCAUGCUUACCAACCGAUGACAAAUGUGUGGUUCCCUUGUUUCAUGAAAGGUUAUUCAUCGACACGUCAAGUUUCCCACUUUACAUUUUUUCUAUUAGUGUAUUAUUUGAACUUUUAAUUGUGGUGACUGUAUCAGGAAUUGUCGAUCUACGUGACUGUAUUAAUUUGAAGAAAUGGGUUUUGAUGAUUUUUGGAUUUAUAGGAUCAUUCUCCACCAUCUGGAUCUCACAUUUAAAGAAAGAGCAGUUUUACUCAUUACCCAUACUAUAUAUAAUUGCAAAUGCCUGUUUUGGCGUUAUCAAUGUUGUCGGAAACUCCUUAUUACCCAGAUUCGUGACUGAUUCAGUUAAAUAUAAUCCUAAUACCGACAGAAAUACACAUGACCCUCGCAAAGAUAACGUAGAUCAUCUGACUACUUUAAUAAGUGGUAGAGGUGCAAGUUUAGGUUAUUCCAGUGCCCUCCUAGUUCAAAUAAUCUCCAUGUUUUUGGUGAAAAGAGUCAAUUCGCUUCAUAUAAAGCAAGAUGAUACCAUUGGUAUUCCUAAUACAAUAAAGGAUAUUCAGGUUCCAAUUUGGUUCGUCGGUAUCUGGUGGUUUCUUUGGCAAUUACCAAUGAUAAAAUUGAUGAGUGAUUUGCCCUCUUCAACUUCAACUACCUCACCAAGUUUACUAAAUCAAAGGCUUGAUGACAUCCAUUCACAUAAAUCCUUAGAGAAGAAACCGGUAUCCAUUUUCUAUGGUUGGCUGUCACUUUGGGAAGCCUUCAAACAUGCACGACUAUUGGAGGAUGUAAUGAUAUUCUUGAUUGGUUGGUUCAUCAUCAGUGAUUCCAUUACGACCAUAAAUUCGACGGCAAUCCUAUUUUCAAGAACAGAAUUACAAAUGACCACCCUAGAAUUGAUAAUUGUUAGCAUAUUAACCAUGAUAAGUGCCAUGAUUGGUGCCUUUAUAAUUCCACAAUUUCUUUCCAAAAGGUUUCAUUGGUCUACACAUAAAACUUUAUUAUUCAUCAUAUGUUGGGCCACUUUUAUCCCAUUUUAUGGAAUGCUAGGAUUCGUUUUUAAUUCUUUUGGUUUGAAAAAGAAGUUUGAAAUGUUUCUAUUGGCAAUGUGGUACGGGAUUUCACUAGGUGGAUUAUCUGCUGUUUCACGGUCCUUGUUUAGUCAAAUUAUUCCAAGGGGCAAAGAAUCCACAUUUUUCAGUAUAUUUAGUAUUACAGAUAAAGGUUCUUCCAUUGUCGGACCAUUCCUUAUUGGCUUAGUGACCGAUAAGACUCAUAAUAUAAGGUAUGCAUUUUAUGUCUUAUUUGCAUUGUUAUUGAUAUCUUUACCUGUAAUGAAUUGCUUAAAUGUGGAAAGAGGUAGAAGAGAAGCACAGGAGUUAAAUAGAGUGGACCCUAAUCUCACGCCUGAAGAAGCCGAUGAAGAUUCAACUCCGAUAGAUUCAUAA
Naumovozyma castellii is the source of this 1650-nucleotide messenger RNA. RefSeq names its product Atg22p (gene ATG22). The record is from RefSeq and is a predicted model, not a curated record. The transcript has a single exon. The coding region runs from base 1 to 1650 and encodes 549 amino acids. NCBI's taxonomy places the organism in Eukaryota, Fungi, Ascomycota, Saccharomycetes, Saccharomycetales, Saccharomycetaceae.